UUCUCCCUUUUCCAACAAACUCUCUCUCUCUCUUCACAAGAAAGAGAAAAAUACAACCAACCCAUAAAAACAAACCCAAGAAAAAGAAAAAAAUGCCUGAAGCCCCAAAGAGGCGUGUGAACGCCAAGGUUGAAGAAGAAGCUCAGAAGGAGGUGCUGGAGAAAAACAAGGCCACUAUCCAAUUCAUCGAAGACGUCACGGCCAACGCCGACCAAGUCCAGCGCUGCGUCCUCACCGAAAUCCUCUCCCGCAACGCCUCCGCCGAGUACUUGACCCGCCACGGCCUCCGCCCCAACUCCUCCCCAGAGACAUUCAAAAAAACUAUCCCUAUCAUCUCCUACGACCACAUCCACCCUGACAUCACCCGCAUCGCCAAUGGCGACUCCUCUCCCAUCCUCUGCUCCUCCCCCAUCUCCGAGUUCUUAACCAGUUCUGGGACUUCCGGUGGCGAGAGGAAGCUGAUGCCGACGAUCGAGGAGGAGCUGGAGAGGCGCUCGCUGUUGUACAGCUUGCUAAUGCCGGUGAUGAGCCAGUUCGUUCCAGGGCUGGAAAAGGGCAAAGGAAUGUACUUUUUGUUCAUAAAAGCCGAGUCCCGAACCCCGGGCGGGCUCGUGGCGCGCCCCGUCUUGACCAGCUACUACAAAAGCUCCCACUUUAAGGACCGUCCUUACGAUCCCUACACCAAUUACACCAGCCCCAACGAGGCCAUUCUCUGCCCUGACUCCUACCAAAGCAUGUACGCCCAAUUGCUGUGCGGCCUCCGCCAGCGCGCCGAAGUCCUCCGCGUCGGUGCCGUCUUCGCCUCCGGCUUCAUCCGCGCCAUCCGCUUCCUAGAAAAGCACUGGCAGCUUCUAUGCCACGACAUCCGGACCGGGACGUUGAAUGCACAGAUCACGGAUCAGGCCGUGCGCGAAGCAGUGAUGUCACUCCUGCAUAGGCCGGAGCCAGAGCUGGCUGAGUUGAUUGAAGGGGAGUGCAAGAAGAGCUCGUGGGCAGGAAUUAUUAGGAGGCUGUGGCCGAACACCAAAUAUGUUGAUGUGAUUGUUACGGGGACAAUGUCGCAGUACAUUGGGACGCUUGAUUAUUAUAGUAAUGGGCUGCCUUUGGUUUGUACCAUGUAUGCUUCUUCCGAGUGCUAUUUUGGCGUCAAUCUUAACCCUUUGUGUAAACCAAGUGAAGUUGCUUACACUCUCAUCCCUUCCAUGGCCUACUUCGAGUUCCUUCCCGUCCAAAGAAAUAAUAACGCCAAUCCCGACUCUACCGAUGAGCACGACCUCGUCGAUCUUACCGACGUCAAGCUUGGGAAAGAAUACGAGCUCGUUGUCACCACUUAUGCUGG
Momordica charantia (bitter melon) is the source of this 1339-nucleotide messenger RNA. The record is from RefSeq and is a predicted model, not a curated record. NCBI's taxonomy places the organism in Eukaryota, Viridiplantae, Streptophyta, Magnoliopsida, Cucurbitales, Cucurbitaceae.